AUGGGCGAACAUAAUCCGAUCGUCCACAACGAUAUAGCAGUGCGACUAUUAAGAAGGGACAGUCAGAACGAGCUCAGCCUGACCGAUGAUCCAGACGAGAACAUUCCCUAUGCGAUCCUCUCCCACACCUGGUGCCCAGACCAUAAUGAAGUCACCUUCGCCGAUAUAGAGAAGAGUUAA
Cladophialophora bantiana CBS 173.52 is the source of this 180-nucleotide messenger RNA. RefSeq lists its product as uncharacterized. NCBI's taxonomy places the organism in Eukaryota, Fungi, Ascomycota, Eurotiomycetes, Chaetothyriales, Herpotrichiellaceae. The record is from RefSeq and is a predicted model, not a curated record. The transcript has a single exon. Bases 1 to 180 code for a protein of 59 amino acids.